AUGCCGAUGAUUGUGGAAUUGCCGAUUGCGAUGUUGGCCUGCGCACGGAUCGGUGCUGUCCAUUCGGUGGUGUUCGCCGGCUACAGCGCCGAUGCACUGGCAGCACGGAUCUGUCAAGUAAAAUCGCGUCUCCUGAUCACCGCUGAUGGAUACUUUCGUGGCAAGAAACUCGUUGCACUGAAAGCAAUCGCUGAUAGCGCCGUUGCUGAAUGCACCGUUGCUGGUGAACCGGUGGAAACUGUGAUUGUUGUAAAACAUCUGGAACGCGUUCAUCAACCUAAUGGUGCUACUCUUGCAGAAAUAAAAUUAAACAAAUGUCGGGAUGUUUUGUGGGAGGACGAAAUGAGACGUUGUCAAGGAAUGCAGUGCGAAGUUGAGUGGAGUGAAGCGGAAGAUCCGCUUUUCAUCCUCCAUACAUCCGGUUCCACAGGUCAGCCGAAAGGAAUUCUGCAUACGACAGCUGGUUACAUGACCUAUGCGUACGCCACCGUCAAAUAUGUUUUUGACGCACAUCCGGAAAGGGACAUUUACUGGUGCACAGCCGAUUGUGGUUGGAUUACUGGGCACUCGUAUCUUGUAUACGGUCCAUUGCUUAACGGUUUGACGUGUGUAAUGUUUGAAGGUGUGCCAACUUAUCCGACGCCAGCACGAAUGUGGCAGAUUGUUGAGAAAUACAAAGUUACAACUUUAUACACGGCACCAACAGCAGUACGUGCACUAAUGGCUUUCGGGAACGAUUACGUUCUGCCGCACGAUCGCUCAUCGCUUCGUCUUUUGGGUUCA
This is a messenger RNA of Gongylonema pulchrum, 783 nucleotides long. The record is from the annotation of a GenBank genome assembly. Lineage: Eukaryota; Metazoa; Nematoda; Chromadorea; Rhabditida; Gongylonematidae.